UGUGUGACUAAUGUUUCCUCCUCCUGGUUCUAAAAGAGCCUUGUCCCACUCAAUGUUCACUGUGACUAGUUAACGGACACUUCUCUCAUUUGGCUGUUUGCUUCCUCACGACGUAGUCUCAGCCCAACAUGAAGCCAGCGGCACCAGCCCUGCACGGGGAUGAGACUAAGAGUGUCCCUCUUCCCCAAGGCUGGAGAUGUUACAUGUCACCCGAGGGAUGCAGGUACUACGUCAACACCGGCAGCAAAGAAACAACAUGGGAACGGCCCUCCGCUACUUAUGGAACCCCAGUGAGACCACCGGCACAAAGGAACUCCUUACCAGAAGUCAAUGGAACACGUUACACCACAGGAAGUGCUAUGCAUCCCACGGACCCCCCUGGCGUGCCCCUACGGAGAGCCACUAUGGACAAACAGGUGAGACUUUCAACUCAGCACUGCAGUCUGCAAUACCCUUUUUAA
Messenger RNA from Salvelinus sp. IW2-2015, 461 nucleotides. NCBI's taxonomy places the organism in Eukaryota, Metazoa, Chordata, Actinopteri, Salmoniformes, Salmonidae. The record is from RefSeq and is a predicted model, not a curated record.